This is a messenger RNA of Lithohypha guttulata, 4911 nucleotides long. RefSeq lists its product as uncharacterized. The transcript is spliced from 2 exons. The record is from RefSeq and is a predicted model, not a curated record. Bases 1 to 4911 code for a protein of 1636 amino acids. Gene Ontology annotation, biological process: transmembrane transport. Gene Ontology annotation, molecular function: ATP hydrolysis activity; ABC-type transporter activity; ATP binding. NCBI's taxonomy places the organism in Eukaryota, Fungi, Ascomycota, Eurotiomycetes, Chaetothyriales, Trichomeriaceae. Gene Ontology annotation, cellular component: membrane.
AUGCUUGAGAAAGGCGAUGCAUAUUGGGCGAUGAACUAUCAUAUCGCAACCCUCGUUCCGUUGAACAUCAUGUACGAAGCCACAACCACGUCUUUCGUUGUUUCAAUAGCCUGUCUCGUGUUGGUGGCAAUCGCGUCCAUACCUCAUGCGGUAAAUGCUUUUCAACAGCACCUAACACAUCGAUACAAGUAUCAGACCCUCCCUGGGAAAUACGAGGAUCAAGAUGGUCAAGCCACUGAGCAGUCUCAGUCUGCCUUUACUGAUGUACCUCAACGAGUAUUGUUAGUGGCGGCUAGCUUUACAGGACUGGCAGUGGCUCUUGCUCCAGUUCUCCUGAUCUCUACAAAUAGUGAGAGGGCAGAUUUUGCUCUUCAGCAAUGGUUUCAGUUCGGCACCUGGACCGUCUUGUUCGUGCAAUCUUGUGGCAUAUACGUUACGACUACUUCUAUUGAUAAAUGCAGACUUGGCGCUUGGAACUCACUCUCUGCCCUUCUGCUGGCGGUAUCAAUCGCUGUUGAGGAUGUCCUGUUGUACUUCAAAAACGUUUAUCCUGACCCUCAGAAGACUCAUGCAAUUCUCUCAGCUACGCAAUUCAUUUUGGCAAUGGUCAUCUUCUUCACGAGCGUCUCGAUCCCUCGACGUCCCGAGCUUACCAAAGAUGGUAAACCUGUUGACCGUGAGUACACAGUUUCUCUAAUUAACAGAUUCACCUUUUCGUGGCCCGCUCCUGUACUGAACUAUGCUGCGAAAAAUCGCACUCUUACGCACGAUGAUCUGCCUGUUAUUAACUACUCAAUGCGAGCCGAGACACUCAGACAGGAGUUCGAUGCGGUGGGUAAAAAAGACAAGCUAUGGAAGCAGAUUUUCUGGUCUCACAAGAAGUUAUUUGCUGCUCAAUGGAGUCUUCAGAUCUUAACUGCUAUUACGAACUUCCUGCCACAGAUUGUGCUCUACACGGUUUUGAGGCUUCUCGAAGCUCGAGAUAGUGGUGCUUCUAACCAGUUCCAGCUUUGGAUUGCUGCGUUCGGUAUGGGUCUUGCGGUCGCUCUUGGAGCCUGGCUCGAAUCACUACUCUUCUACGUAUGCUUCUUGAAACUAGGUAUUCCAGUCUACGAGCAACUUUCGGCGGUCAUAUUCGGCAAAGCUAUUCGAAAAAAGGACGUCAAGAGUGCCGCUAAGGUCGAUCAGGAUGCUGAAAUUCGAGGGGAAGUCAAUGUAACUAAAGAUUCAGCCCUCCAGAACGACCAGACUAAGGUUACCACGGAAGAGGAAGAGAACGACGAUGACGAAGAAGUCACAAAAACCAAACAAAGCACCAUCAACCUUAUCGGUGUUGAUUCCAAACGAGUAUCCGAUUUUUGUACCUACAACUAUCUCUUUGUCGGCUCGGCUGUCAAACUAGUGUUCGCUAUCAUCUUCCUGGUCAAGCUUAUCGGUUGGAUACCUAUGCUCUGUGGCUUCGCAGCACCCGUGGUAAUUAGUCCGAUCAACUAUCUGAUCAGCAAGAAAUACAGUGACGCCCAGGAUGAGCUUAUGAAAUACCGUGACCAAAAAAUGGCUGUUGUUACGGAAGCGCUUCAAGGAAUUCGGCAAAUCAAAUUCAGUGCUCUUGAAAAAGACUGGUACGAGCGUAUCCUCAAAACACGUCGGAAAGAGUUGAGAGAACAAUGGAAGUCUUUCUGCUAUGAUACUGGGUUGAUCUCGAUAUGGAUCUUCGGACCAGCCUGCAUGAGUGCGAUAUCUCUGGCUUCUUAUGCAUGGAUCAAUGGCACAAUUUCAGCCUCAGUUGCGUUCACCACUUUGUCCAUCUUCGAGGCAAUCGAGAUGACAUUAGCCGUGGUGCCUGAGCUAGUGACGGAGAUGAUUGAUGCCAUUGUUUCCGCGAGGAGAAUACAAAGUUUCAUGGACUCGGCCGAAUUGAAGGUAAGCACCACAGCAGGCGAUUCAAUCUCAUUCCAGGAUGCAACUAUAUCCUGGCCUUCUGACGAGCAAGAAGCAGAGGAUCGUACCUUCAGCCUCCACGAUCUCAACCUCAGUUUUCACAUGGGUGAGUUGAAUGUUAUCUCUGGUCGUACUGGCUCUGGCAAGUCGCUGCUGCUAUCGGCUAUUAUAGGCGAGGCAGACCUGCUUUCAGGCAAACUUACGGUGCCGCGACCCAUAGCAGAGCAGGAACGUUUCGAUCAUAAAGCAAACAGAUCAAACUGGAUAAUUCCGGCAACAAUAGCUUACGUGAGUCAAAUACCAUGGAUUGAGAACGCCUCGCUUCGCGACAAUAUCUUGUUUGGUUUGCCUCAUGAUGAGGGUCGAUACAGGAAGGUCCUUUCGGCGAGCGCUCUAGAAAAAGAUCUCGAGAUGCUGCAAGAUGGCGAUCUUACUGAUAUUGGUGCCAACGGCAUCAAUCUCAGUGGUGGGCAGAAAUGGAGAGCGAGCUUCGCGCGUGCACUUUACAGUCGCGCUGGUAUACUUGUUCUGGAUGACAUCUUUAGUGCCGUCGAUGCUCACGUAGGACGCCAGUUAUAUGAGAACGCUCUUACUGGUGAGUUGUGUCAGGGUCGCACGAGGAUCUUGGUCACACACCACGUGGCGCUAUGCCUGCCAAUGACCAAAUAUAUUGUACUUUUAGGAGAAGGACGUGCUCUCCGCGCUGACACUGUUGACAAUCUCCGUGCUAAUGGACACUUGAGCGAUAUCCUAGCAUAUGAUGUCGAAGAGCAGAAGAAAGAGGAAGAGAGUGCAAACCAGGAAGAUGCAUUGCUGAUCGAUGAUGGUGGCAACGACCUCACGAAAAUUGCUACUAACCAAUCCCGAAGAUCUCGCCGAGCCUCAUCUCGUCUUCAAGGCGAUCAGGCGACAUUAGCACUACAGAGGUCCAGAGCAAGUGCAACUAAUGGGUAUGAGGAGAACCACAAGUCGAAGGACUCGCCAAAGAAAUUCACAGAAGAAGAGGCUCGUGAGACUGGAGCAAUCAGUUUCCAAGUCUACAAGACAUAUGUAAAAGCAUGUCGAGGAUAUUUCUACUGGUUGUGUUUAGCCGUCGUCUUUCUCUCCUGGAUCGGGUUCUCUCUUGGUCGCUCCUACUGGGUCUCGCAUUGGACACGACAGUACGAAACAGAGGAACACAAGCACCGUGACUUACUGAUGUCACUCCAAAUACCGAGCUGGCGCCAAACAACGCACCACAAAUUAUCGACUCUGCGAGCUGACAAGCAAUCCAACGACCUCCUCUUCUACAUUGGAGUCUACGUUGCCAUAUCCUUCAGUGCGUGGAUCAUAGGCACGAUACGAUAUUUUACUGUAUUCCUCGCAUCGAUAAGCGGAUCCCAUGUCAUGUUCCAGAAUUUGACAAACACGAUCCUCCGAGCACCUCUUCGCUUCUUAGACACCACGCCUGUCGGUCGACUCUCGAACAGAUUCACUGCAGACUUCAAUAUGAUCGACUCACGUAUGGCCAGCGAUCUUGGGUUCAUGCUGCAUUGUGGUAUAUCCGUGCUCUCGGUGAUUAUCGCAGGAGCCUUUGUCUCGCCAAUUAUGCUCCUCUUUGCGCUCCUGCUAGUCAUGGUCUCAGGUUGGUUUGCGAAGCGUUUCCUGCGUGGAGCACGUGAAGUUAAGCGUCUUGAGAGCAAUGCCAAAUCGCCGAUCUUCGAGCAGUUUGGGUCAGUCCUCACUGGUGUUGGCACUAUCCGAGCAUUUGGCCGCACUGAGGCCUAUCUCGAGCGAAUGUAUGCUAGGAUUAAUACUCACUGCAGCUGCAUCUUCCACGUUUAUCUCUUUUCCCGGUGGAUGAGCUUCCGAGCAAAUAUGGUCGGCGCACUCUUCACCUUUGCCACGGCUGCGCUGAUCGUCUCGCUCAUAGGGAUUGAUGCUUCAUUGGCAGGCUUCGUGCUAUCCUUCUCGCUGGACCUGUCUGAAAGUGUUAUCUGGGCACUGAGACAAUACGCAAACGUUGAGCUAAACUUCAAUGCUGUUGAGCGCGUCAUUGAGUUCUCGAAUAUUGAGACCGAGGAUCAAGGAGGCGACGAUGCUCCUGCCGCGUGGCCAACUAAAGGAGAAAUCCAAGUUGAGGAUCUUGUUGUCAGCUACUCUGCAGAUCUACCUCCAGUGCUGAGAAACCUGAACUUCAAUAUCGAGGCAAAUGAGCGUGUUGGCGUUGUCGGCCGAACUGGAGCUGGUAAGUCGAGCUUGACAUUAGCACUUUUCAGAUUCCUCGAGGCACAAUCGGGGUCUAUCCGGAUAGAUGGCAUUGAUAUCUCGAAGAUCAAGCUAUACGACCUCAGAAGUCGACUCGCUAUCAUACCACAAGACCCAGUCCUGUUUUCAGGCACGGUGCGAAGUAAUCUGGAUCCAUUCGAUCAGCACAGCGACAUCGAGCUCAGGGAUGCUCUGGCUCGAGUACAUCUCCUCGACCCAGCGUCUUCGACGCAAGCAUCAGGCACUGCCACACCGAUUCACCGAGGCAUCGCUCAAGAAGGUAGUCUUACCGGCACUUCGACACCAGUAAACAAGAACACUGCCUUAUCGUUAAGCACACGUAUAUCAGAAUCUGGCCUCAACCUUUCCCAAGGUCAGCGGCAACUUCUGUGCCUGGCACGAGCUAUUGUCUCACGGCCACGAAUUCUUGUCCUCGACGAAGCAACAUCUUCUGUGGAUAUGGAAACGGAUCGACUAAUACAGCAAAGCAUUAGAGAAGAGUUUGGAGGAAGAUGUACGUUGAUUGUCAUAGCACACAGAUUGAGCACAAUCGUCGAUUUCGAGCGUGUACUAGUCCUAGGUCAAGGGCAGGUAGUCGAAUACGGUACGCCGAAAGAGCUGUACCAGUCCAAGGACGUCAAAGAGGGAAGUUUCAGAGAGAUGGUAGAAAAAAGCGGUGAGAAGACGAUGCUCGAAGAAGUGAUGUUUGAGGGGCAAAAGUAG